Molecule: messenger RNA, 453 nt
Organism: Nematocida minor
Lineage: Eukaryota; Fungi; Microsporidia
Product: U5 snRNP protein, DIM1 family
Exons: 1
Coding region: 1-453 (150 amino acids)
Biological process (GO): mRNA splicing, via spliceosome
Cellular component (GO): U4/U6 x U5 tri-snRNP complex
Source: RefSeq, a predicted model, not a curated record
AUGUCUUUCUUUUUGAAUAAUAUCACCAGCGAGCAGAUGUUUGAAGAGCUCCUGCAGGACCACCGAAUUGCUUUGGUUCGAUUUGGGUUCUCAGAAAGACCCGAGUGUGUGCGGCUGGACCGCCUUCUUUCUACGCUCAAUAAGUCUGUGCACAGAUACUUUGCAAUUGCAGCGUAUGAGAUAAAAGAUGUCACGCCGCCCCUAAGAAAAAAAUACAAGAUUACAGACAGCGCCCAAAACAUUCUAGUGUUCUUCUCCAAAGGAGUGCCCAUCUAUGUCUCCUUUUGCAAAAGGCCAAACUUCCAGAUUACAGAGGAAAUCCCAGGCUCUGAGGAGCUGCUUUCUCUUCUUGUCACAGUGCACCAGGGAGUCACACACAAUAAAAGGAUAAUCAACGUAUAUGGCACAUGUUUUGAGGGAAACAGAAGCCAAAAGAGGAAAGAAGACACUUGA